AUGACAUUGACAUUAAAUCGCCCAAAACAACUCAAUGCCAUGAAUGCCGAAUUAUCGGAUGCGCUGGCGGAAAAUAUGCUGAAGUGCGACGCCGAUCCAUCAGUGUCUGUUGUGAUCAUCACUGGCGAGGGGAAAGCCUUUGUGGCUGGUGCUGAUAUCAAAGCAAUGGCAAUUCAGACUUUUGUCGAUUUCUACAAACACAACAUGCUCAGAGGCCUUGAAAUGGUUGCAACUGUUCGCAAGCCAGUUAUUGCUGCAGUGAACGGCGUAGCCCUCGGUGGGGGCUGCGAGUUGGCGAUGAUGUGCGACAUCAUUAUCGCCAGUGAAAAGGCCCUUUUUGGGCAACCUGAGGUCAAACUUGGGAUCAUUCCUGGUGUAGGUGGGACACAGCGACUCCCGCGGCUCAUUGGAAAGAGCAAGGCAAUGGAAUGGGUGCUUACAGGAGACCAAUACACAGCAGCGGAGGCUGAGCGCGCUGGGUUGGUUUCCCAUGUCGUAAAACAUGAAGAGCUUCUCCCAACGGCCACUGCCAUUGCGGAAAAAAUUGCUAUGAACAGUACAGUAGCGGUGUCUUUGGCGAAGGACUGCAUUAACAAGUCCCUGGGGGUAUCCUUGGCGGAGGGUUUAGCUUAUGAACAGCGUACCUUUCAAGCCACGUUUUCCACUGCGGACCAGAAAGAGGGCAUGAAAGCGUUUUUGGAGAAACGGAAACCGAAUUUUCAGAAUGCAUGA
Messenger RNA from Trypanosoma rangeli, 732 nucleotides. Its product is annotated as enoyl-CoA hydratase, mitochondrial precursor. Gene Ontology annotation, biological process: fatty acid beta-oxidation. The coding region runs from base 1 to 732 and encodes 243 amino acids. NCBI's taxonomy places the organism in Eukaryota, Euglenozoa, Kinetoplastea, Trypanosomatida, Trypanosomatidae. Gene Ontology annotation, molecular function: enoyl-CoA hydratase activity. Gene Ontology annotation, cellular component: mitochondrion. The transcript has a single exon. The record is from RefSeq and is a predicted model, not a curated record.